CGCUACUGGAGGCUUCUGCGGGGUUCAUGUAACCUUCCGGUUCAUGAUGCGUCAUUGUCCGCUGUGAAUUAAUUACUGCUACGAUAUGGUAUAUCGCAAAUUACAAGGCACACUGAACUUGUCGUUAAUAAACGGAAAGUCGCGAAGCCCAUGCUAAUCAAUUCAAAGACGAUGGAAGGGGAAAGUUCAGGCAAAGAAGCUCGAGGACUGGAUUGCCAACCAAUGACACCUUUAUCCGAUGAUGUCCCGCGUAUUAGUCGCGGAGCCGAGGCCAAUGCCGACAAGCGCGCCCACGGAGACGGAGACGUCGGGCCUCCUAGAGCCCACGAGUCACAAGACCCGUGGCUCCAACAAGCCAGGAACGCCGGAUACACGACUCACAUCCGCUCAGCUUCCAGAACAACCUGGGACGGCAGGGCGCCUCUCCCGCGCAGCCGCAGCCCCUCCCCGCCACAUGCGCCCGCCCAGUCGCGGCUCAGCAACCCGCCACGACCCUCCUCAGCCAUCAGCCUCCCGAACCACCAUGCCGCUGAGCACGGCAGACCAACAGUGCUUGCCGACAGAUGGAGCUACGACCGGGAGCGGAUGCCGCCUCCGCCUCCGGCCCCUCGGGACUCGCGGCCGGGCACACCGGGCACACCUGCGAGUGACCCUGACGCGUCCGACACUGGGUUCUCGAGACCGGCGAGCACGCUGAUUGAGUCCCAAACACCUAGCAGACAGCAGUCCGGUUUUUUUAAUUUUAUGAACGGCUCAGCCGAGCCGAACGACUCACCACCACUACCUUCGGACUUUGAUCAGCGUGGGCAGCAUCUGAGUCCGCAUCUCCGGCAGUCUUGCCACAUUCUCACCGACGAGGAGAUGGAGAUGCUCGCGCGCCCGCCGCCACCCCACCCGCCAAUGACAGCACCCUCCCGACCGUCGUCACCUGGCCGGGACCGCGGAGCAUGCGGGUCAGCGGCACCAGGACACAGCAGCGAGUCAACAUCCGCCGUCGCUCCUCCCGAGCCGCCCCAACCCCGGGAGGGUGUGGGCCGCCACCUGAACCGUAACAGUGUUAAUAGCCACGGCAGCGAUCAUAGCCGCGACGUGAGGCCUAGCUGCUUGGGUAUGUGUGACAUCGCGCCCGUCCGACCAGUCCUCGGGAAGUUCGGCGCGUGGUUCAUGGGCGUCGUCACGCCCGUCUCCUUCGGCUUGCUGACGGGCUGUCUUGCUUCCACGAUAUCCGGGUGUCGGUAAUGGUGAAAAGGAGGGAAGAAGAAAGGGGUGAAAAGGAAAAGAAGAAAAUAUAAAUAGGGUAAAUAAACAAAGUACAGGAGAAAACAAAAGAAAAGGAAAAAAAUAGAGCAGAGAAGAAGAUG
Messenger RNA from Thermothelomyces thermophilus ATCC 42464, 1361 nucleotides. RefSeq lists its product as uncharacterized. Lineage: Eukaryota; Fungi; Ascomycota; Sordariomycetes; Sordariales; Chaetomiaceae. The transcript has a single exon. The record is from RefSeq and is a predicted model, not a curated record. Bases 223 to 1239 code for a protein of 338 amino acids.